CUAAGACACAUGGGUCAGUCUCAGAUGAGAAAAGCCAACCGAAAGAUUGUGUGCUUUCACCUGGCAACAGUUCUAGGAGCAACGCCAGCUUCUCAUCUUUGGAGGAUAUGAAUGAAGGCAAGUCGACUCAUGAAAAGUUUGUGAAAAAAUCAGCCUUUCAGAAACCCGAUGACAGCAAGCGAGACGCAUCCACCGAAAAGCAGGGAGGUAAAUCUGAGAGGCAGCAACACGUGGAGAGCAGGAAUGCCAGAGAUUUAAAAUUGUCCAAUACGGAUCCAAACAGGCAGCAGGAUUUGAAGAAACGCGCAUCUUCAGACUCCAUCAAUUACCGCCUCUCUUUUCUAAGUGAUGACAAGGAGAAAUCAGCCGUCAAAAGACUUUCUACUGGAAGUUUAAACCCAGUGCUGAAAGUCGUAGAAGAGUCUCAGAAUGAUAAACUUUCCACAAAGUCUGGUGCC
This is a messenger RNA of Lymnaea stagnalis (great pond snail), 458 nucleotides long. NCBI's taxonomy places the organism in Eukaryota, Metazoa, Mollusca, Gastropoda, Lymnaeidae. The record is from the annotation of a GenBank genome assembly.